AGGGGUUGUAAGCAGCACGGUCGGAAAGCGAUCCGCUACAAUUUCCUUCCAUGUUGCACGCUACUGAACAGACAAAAGGAACUUUACCAUACGCGUUAAAGAAUGGAGGUAUUUAAUUUCCACCAAUUGGUUACAGCUGCUUCUGUCAUAGUUUUAUUACUAUUCUUUGGCAAAGGACAGUGUGAUUCAAUUUGUCCCGAUGGCGUAACAAACAUCACAGCGUCCAGUGGUGAGCUUGUAUACCCUCAGUCAGGUACUUAUGGCAAGAAUGAGACCAAAUGUUGGCGGAUUGAAGUUCCAGACACUUAUGACUACAUCGUACAUCGUUUUCCCUGGUUUGACGUGGAAAGGUGCUCCGAUUGUAAGUGCGACUAUCUUCAAAUAGCAUCUUCCUACAGUCAUUUACUCCAGUCGAAGAAAUCAUGUGGACGACAUAGUUACAACUUUUUGUAUAGAUAUGCCUGGAAAGCUCCACAGUACACCGAGGUUUCUGGAUCGACGAUCUACCUUCGUUUCGUGUCGGAUGGUACUGUACAUUACACAGGAUUUAAAUUCACCUUCAUAGCCGAAUCCGUGAGAGGUGGGUAA
Messenger RNA from Stylophora pistillata, 588 nucleotides. Its product is annotated as bone morphogenetic protein 1-like. NCBI's taxonomy places the organism in Eukaryota, Metazoa, Cnidaria, Anthozoa, Scleractinia, Pocilloporidae. The record is from RefSeq and is a predicted model, not a curated record.